Molecule: messenger RNA, 969 nt
Organism: Cornus florida
Lineage: Eukaryota; Viridiplantae; Streptophyta; Magnoliopsida; Cornales; Cornaceae
Exons: 3
Coding region: 14-745 (243 amino acids)
Molecular function (GO): metal ion binding
Source: RefSeq, a predicted model, not a curated record
UGCCAGCCAACCCAUGUUAGCUAAGCCUCCCUUUAAGAUCCCAUUGCUACCCCCCAUAUUACUCGCUCACUCUUCCCCUUCACUUUGCUUACUACCACCCGGCCCUCUCUCUCUCUCUACACCACUCUCUCUCUCUCUCUCUCUAUAUAUAUAUAUAUAUAUCUACCUAUUUCAUAUGGCUAUGAACACGAAGAAACCUAUGAAGAUGAGGGGUUUCAUGUGCCAGUCCUCAGCAGUAAAUGCAGCGUGUGUGGCCGAUCCUCGGUCAGUGAUAGUGCCGCGAAGGCCGGACCGGACAUUGGUGGAUCAUGCAAGGCUGAUCAACAAUCCAAAGUACACUAGACUCAUCAACAGUACUCGUGAUCAUCGUCAAACUGAUCAUACAUUUUCUUUGGCUACUAAGAGAUCAUCAUCAACUGGGACCAUCGCUCGCAUCAAAAGUGAUCAACACAUGUUUCAACGCCAAAACCCUAAGCUGCAAAUGCCCUCUUCCGUAUCUUCAUCCCACCAAGUCUUCCAGGUGGUUGUUAUGAGAGUCUCUCUUCAUUGUCAAGGUUGUGCUGGUAAAGUCAAGAAACAUUUAUCCAAAAUGGAAGGGGUGACGUCAUUCAGUAUAGAUCUGGAGGCUAAAAGGGUAACUGUGAUGGGACACGUGUCACCAGUGGUGGUCCUGGAGAGCAUUUCAAAGGUGAAGAGGGCAGAGCUGUGGAAUAGUGAAGUGGAUGGAGUAACUUUAAUACGGUAGGAGAUGUCACAUUGUAACAAAGAGGAUCCUAUUAAGUUGUUCUGUAUUUUGCCUUUUGUUUUAGGUAACUCUGCUCAAUUUGGUGGUCCCAUCAUAAUUAGGAGGAUAAGAGGGUAAAUUUGUGAUCAUGUGGGUGGGAGCAGUACUGACAGUGAUGGGUAGCUGUUAUUCAUCAAAACUUGGGAAAGCUUUAUUUUAUAAUUUAUUUUAUCUUUCCUUACUCA